Hydatigera taeniaeformis is the source of this 372-nucleotide messenger RNA. The record is from the annotation of a GenBank genome assembly. NCBI's taxonomy places the organism in Eukaryota, Metazoa, Platyhelminthes, Cestoda, Cyclophyllidea, Taeniidae.
AUGGAGCCCACUAUCCAACAUGGCGAUUAUCUGCUGGUAGAAAGGCUCUCCCUUUAUAGAGGUCAAAUCAAGAAUGGAGACAUCGUUGUUGCAAGACAGCCUCGAGAGACCGGUACCUGCUGUCACAUUCUCAAACGCGUCCGAGCAACCGGCGGUGAAGCUGUAGAUUACUGGAAUCCUAAGUUAUCAAAAUCUGUCACUACAUAUGUCCCAGAGAAACACGUUUGGCUUGAAGGUGACAAUAAGCGCCAUUCCCUGGAUUCUCGAACCUAUGGGUCGGUCCCGAUGAGGCACUUGGAAUACCGUGUCUUCUGUCGCCUCUGGCCGCUCUCCUCCUUUGGUAGAUUCGGCAAGGAAAGUCGCGCGAGGUGA